AAAAUAAUCCACCUCAAUAGCGAUAAGUAUGUCCACAGAGUCGUACUGCACGCUGCUGCCCGUAUUUUGGCGGUGUUGGUGAGGAGGGGGGCGAGAAUAAAAAGUUGUGCCGUGCUCCGCGCAGUUGUGCGGAAGUGCAGCAGGAAAAAGAACGUGAUUUUCAAAAUGGCGGCGGGCAGGUAGGCGGGCCGGCUGUGUCAUCCCUUUGUACGGUACAGACGGCGUUUUCCCGCGGGUAUUUCUGCACGGCUGUGUCCAGAUUUCCUCAGUACGACCCCUGACCUGCUGUUGCCAUGGCAGCGAAGCGCACGGCGACCACGGAACUCACGGACAGGAACUGGGACCAGGAGGACGAACCCGAGGAGGCAGGCACCUGGAACCCGGCCAGCCGUGACCAGAUGGCCAAGAGAAGAGUCAGGAAGGCCAUAAGAAGAGGCAAUGCAGGCUCCUCAGAGGGUGGCACCGGAGCCUUCUCCACAUUCAGCGGCCUGACCAGCAAACCUGCAUCUGCCGUCUUCAGUCUGACCUCAGGCGCCCCCAAACCUCUCACCGUAUCCAACGGCAACAAGACCACGCCCUCCGUCCCCUUCAGCGGCUUCGGCACGGCCACCCCCACCCCUGGCGUUAGUGAUCCCUCCCCUGCCGGCGGCCCCACCUCCCCCAAGUACAGUCCCCAGUACUGCUCCCAGCUGCAGAAUCUGAACCGCAGCCUGCUGCAGUGGCUGCAGAAACACGUCGACAGUAACCCGAUCUGCGACCUCACCCCAUCCUUCAGGGACUACGAGAAACACCUGCGCGACAUCGAGGCCAGGUUUCCCCCGGCGACGCCCACAGAUACGGUUACCCCGGCAACAGACAAGACGUCGUCACAGAGUGGGAACGGACAGCUGUCAUUCAAAUUCUCCUCCUCACCUCAAAACAAAACAGACACUUCUACAGUCACCACCACAGAUUCAUCAGCUCCUGGUGGGGUCACGAUAGGUCAGAGUUCAACCCCAGCCGGGGUCACGAUAGGUCAGAGUUCGUCGCCAGCGGGGAUUACGAUAGGUCAGAGUUCGUCGUUCCUGACGGGCACGAGCACAGCGCCCUCGCCGUUCUCCUUCAGUGCGAGCAGUGGCGGGGCGAAGUUCGGCGGCUCCGGCGCGACGCUCGACUCCGGGUUCAAGUUCAACACCACAACCAGCAGCAGCAGCUCGGGUACGGCAGGGUCAGGGUUCAAGUUCAGCUUCGCCUCCAAACCUUCUGCCCCAACUACAGAGUCGUCAGACACGAAAGAGGAGGAGGAAUACGAACCGCCCAAACCGGAGGUCAAAGAGGUGAAGGAGGACGGAGCUUUUUAUACCGUCAGGUGUAAGCUGUUUUACCAGAAGGACGGGGCGUACAAGGACAAGGGGGUGGGCAACCUGCACCUGAAGAAAACCGGAGAGGACAAGACACAGCUGGUGGUCAGGGCAGACACUAGUCUAGGAAACAUCCUGUUGAACAUCCUGCUGUUUCCCAGCAUGCCCGUGAGUCGGCAGGGGAAGAACAACGUGGCGCUGGUUUGCGUGCCGAACCCGCCGCUCGACGAGAAGGCCGAGCCCAAACCCACCCCCAUGCUCAUCAGGGUCAAGACGGGAGACGCAGCAGACGAACUGUGUAAACAGCUGGACGAUAACAAGGGCACUGCGUAACACACAUACACACACACACACACACUAACACACAUACACUAACCAUCCAUCUACACACACAGUCACAUACGACAAGGCUGAGCCCAAACCCACCCCCAUGCUCAUCCAUGUCAAGACUGGAGAUGCCGCGGACCAACUGUGUAAACAGCUGACGGAUAACAUGGGCACUGCGUAACACACAGACACACACCUAACCACACAUCUAACCACACACACACACAUACGUCUUACCAUCCAUCCACACGCACAUAUUAGCUUUGCAAAGAGCUGUCUGAUAAUAAGUGCAGCACAUACGUUUGUUGUAACACACACACUGCACACACACUCACAUCUAACCAUCCAUCCACACACAUGUACACACACACACAUGUACACACAAACUCACACAGACACACACACAUGUGCACUGAACACUGCAUGAUCAUUAGAUCAGACCUGUUCUUA
Messenger RNA from Branchiostoma belcheri (Belcher's lancelet), 2117 nucleotides. Its product is annotated as nuclear pore complex protein Nup50-like. The transcript is spliced from 8 exons. The record is from RefSeq and is a predicted model, not a curated record. Gene Ontology annotation, biological process: protein import into nucleus. Lineage: Eukaryota; Metazoa; Chordata; Leptocardii; Amphioxiformes; Branchiostomatidae. Gene Ontology annotation, cellular component: nuclear pore. Bases 294 to 1673 code for a protein of 459 amino acids.